AUGGAUGAAUGGAGCUUUACAUUACCAGAUAGCCCAAGCCAACGUUCAAUAAAAAGAAAACGAAGUACCUCCACAGAGGAUCCUCAAAACUAUCUUUGGGUCGAUCAGUAUGCACCCAAAUCAGUGGCAGACGUAUGUGUUCGAGCAGAGAAAGUAAGAGAGCUUCAGGGUGCCAUUGAGUCUUCAGCUAUUGGAAGUAGACAAGGCCACACCAAGAUCUUGCUAAUAUCAGGUCAAUCUGGCGUUGGCAAAAGUACACUCGUACGAUUAUUAUGCAAAUCAAUGAACUACGACCUUCUAGAAUGGAUAAACCCUAGCAACGACUACGACCCCACAGAUUCACAUACGCACACUAUGACAUUAUUCAACGAUAUGCCCGAUAUAACGACAGAGGAAAUCAAGCAACAGUUACACUCUAUACUCAAGCACAUUGUUUAUUCACCUGCCAAAUUUUUGCUGAUUAUGGUGGCUACCGAUGCUUGGAUGGAGUCCUUAUCCUACAAAAACUAUGACAACAAAUUGAACAGAUCCAUUGAUAUUAUACCCACAGAGUUGAAUACUGAUUUGCGAGUGAAGCACAUCAAAUUCAAUCCUGUCAACAAAACCAACAUGAAUAAAGUACUAAAAAACAUCUUAUCCCAAGAACCUGUCAAUGUACCAAAAGAUCUUCUCGACGAAAUCAUAGAAAAGUGCGACGGCGACAUUCGAGCAGCAAUUAAUACGCUUCAGUUUGACAGUAUUCAUUCCAGAAAAACCAGAAAGAUCCUAAGCAAAAAGAAAUCAGGAAACAAACCGCCGUUCGACGAUAAAACAGGGCCUUUGACGCUAUUCCAUGCGGUUGGCAAGGUGCUCUAUGCAAAAAGAAACCCUGACGGCACAUACGAGUCAAAACCAGAGCAUAUUCUAGCAAAAUUACCCGUAGACAAUGACACAUUCAUCUCCUACUUGCACCAAAACUACUCUGAAUUCUUUGAUGACAUGGAUUCAUGCAGCAAACUGCUGAAUUCUCUGAGCGAUGCAGACACAAUACGUUCGCAGCAUGAUUGGCAGGACACACAUGCAAGCAUCUAUCGUGGUUUAGUGAGUGUCAAUGGCAUCAUGAUCAAUCCACCUCGCGAAAAAAUUACGUAUCGUCAGCAAACCUUUGAUAAGCCAAGAUUCUUUGAGGCUCAAUUGGUCACCCAGCAACAGAAAUUGGAGAACUAUCGCAAGGAUUUCAUGGCUUCAGUGCAGUCCAGAAUGGCUGACUACGAGUCUCAGGAACAAAUGGAGUAUGAGGAUGAUCCAAUUCAAGAUUUCAGCGAAGAUGAAUUUGAUGAUAUCUAUGGUGAUGACGAUGAUGAAUUAGCAGCAUUUAUGGAUUAUUAA
Messenger RNA from Mucor velutinosus, 1368 nucleotides. RefSeq lists its product as uncharacterized. The transcript is spliced from 6 exons. The record is from RefSeq and is a predicted model, not a curated record. Gene Ontology annotation, biological process: DNA damage checkpoint signaling; DNA repair; mitotic DNA replication checkpoint signaling. The coding region runs from base 1 to 1368 and encodes 455 amino acids. NCBI's taxonomy places the organism in Eukaryota, Fungi, Mucoromycota, Mucoromycetes, Mucorales, Mucoraceae. Gene Ontology annotation, molecular function: chromatin binding; DNA clamp loader activity.